Messenger RNA from Leucoraja erinaceus (little skate), 5428 nucleotides. RefSeq names its product lipoxygenase homology domain-containing protein 1-like. The transcript is spliced from 37 exons. Gene Ontology annotation, biological process: intracellular signal transduction. The record is from RefSeq and is a predicted model, not a curated record. Gene Ontology annotation, molecular function: protein binding. Lineage: Eukaryota; Metazoa; Chordata; Chondrichthyes; Rajiformes; Rajidae. Bases 529 to 5274 code for a protein of 1581 amino acids.
AUUGCCCUUCCCACCUUUGGUUACUUGGACUAAUUUGCUUCUUUCUUCUGAAACUGGUUAUUCCUUCCACAGAUGUUGCCGUUUAACUGGCAGACUUCUUCCAGCAUUUUUGUUUUAAUUUCUUGCCUGGGAUUCCAGCAUUUACUUGUUCUCCAGUAGCCAAAUCCAAGUGCAGUCACUGUUUGCAAAUGUGGUAGCCAUUGAACUGCUUGCUCGCUCGGCUGCGUUGCGGGGAAGUUGAAAGCUUCAAGGCGUUGAAAUCUCUCUCUUUCUCGAGGAGGAAAUCCCCCGCCGGGGCGGCCCUCCCUCGCGCGGACAUUGUGAAGUCACCGGAGAGACAAUGGGCCGGGCAGGGCGUGACACGGGCUCCAGCGCCCGCUCCGGGGUUCAGUUCUCCUCAGCGGUCGCCGGGAGAUGCACCGAGAAUACAGGCAGUGUGCCGGGGCACUCGACUCUCACGCCUAAUUACUAUGGUAUUUGAAGGCACUUAAAUAAUUGGUCAUAGACCAGUGCAUUGUUUAACUGAAGAUGGCUGAUCACCUGUCUUUACGGCAGUCACAAGAAAAGACACGUGCCUCAAAAACUGAUCAAACUAUAUAUUCACAUCAUUUCCUAAUUCCAAAUGCUGUUACGUCAAAAAAGAUUUAUUUUUAUAAAAGUGGAGACCCAAUGUUUUCUGGAAUUAGGAUGGCUAUCAACCGUCGUACCUUUAAGACAUUUGAUUCUUUAUUAGAUGAUUUGUCUAACAAGAUUCCAUUGCCAUUUGGAGUACGAAGGAUUACCACGCCCCGCGGUGGUAAUAGUGUGAGAAGUCUUUCAGAUCUUAAAGAUGGACAAUCUUACAUUUGCUCUGACCAAAGAAAAGUGAAGCCAAUUAACCUUGAGAUGGCUAAGAGGAAACAACAUCCCUGGUUUAUUAGCAAAUCAUUUCAUAGAGAUCCGUCUACAGAACAGUCCAGAAUUAAAGUUUCCAAAACAUUUUAUGAGGAUUCACCACAAUCCACAGGAAUUCCAAAGAAACUUAUCAUUUUCAAAAAUGGCGAUCCUAAUUUCAGACGUAAUCUAGUUAUGAACAAGCAAACCGUGGGAACCUUUGAUGUACUACUAAAUUCUAUUACUGAGCUAAUGAGUUUUAAUGUGGUACAACUAUACAGUACAGAUGGGAAAAAGCUUGAAACCCUCUAUCCGGUGAAGAAUGUAUUAGAUGCUGUGGUUGCUGCUGGUCGAGAGGCAUAUAAGCCGAGAAAAUAUGAUAUUUCAAAAUUGGUCCUCCCCCAUAGAUUACCACCUAUGACAAAUCGUGUUCAUCCCAAUAGUGUGAGCAAAAUAGACACCAGAUUCCGAAAUAAGUGGAAGAUAACUGUUCGCACCGGUGAUCUACCAACUGCAGGUACAACUGCUCAGGUUCACAUCGUUCUCUAUGGGGACGAGGGAAAUUCAAGAAUACAUUUACAUCGUGGAGGUUCGCACGCAAAGUUUCAAAGUGGGCAAAAAGAUGUUAUAAUUGUAUGUACUGUAAACACAAAGAAUAUUGGAAAAUUAUACAAAAUUCGCAUUGGGCACAACAAUACCGGAAAAUUCCCUGGAUGGCACUGUAAAUCGAUCCAUUUACAGAAUACUUCCUCGGGUAAAGAGUACCACUUUAAUGUAAAUAGCUGGAUGGAUCGGAAUAAAGGCGAUGGAGAAGUCUGCAGAGAAAUGCCUGUGUUGGAGAAUGGCAAAGAAGUCUUCCCAGUGACUGACUAUGAGAUCUUCAUUGUAACUGGAGAUCUUUGGAAUGGUGGCACAGAAGCCAAUGUCUACAUUGUGAUAUAUGGCAAGAGAGGUGAUACAGGUUCAAGACAGCUUCUUAGGUCAAAUAAUCCAUUGAAGUUUCGAAAGGGCCAGACUGAUAUCUUUUCAUUGAAAGCUGUGCACCUUGGCAAACCACAAAAACUUGUAGUUGGCCAUGACGGUCUUGGUGCAGGACAUGGCUGGUUUCUGGAGAAGAUUACAAUAAAAGACUCUGUUAAAGGCAGCAAAGGAUUUCUUUUUCCAUGCCACAGAUGGCUGGACCAGGGAGAAGAGGAUGGUAAAAUUGCACGGGAACUUUACGUUGCUGAUAACUUUACCUUUCCGGCAAAACAUGAGCUGGAAUUGCGAAGAAAGGAAAUUUAUCUCUCUAAUCAGUGGGCUGUUGAGAAGUGGAAGUUCAUGGCAGGGAGGAUUUUGCAGUUUUAUUGCAAACCAAUUGGAAAGUUCAUACGUCUGAUGCCAGAUGGCACUGUUGAUGCUACUGGAGAGAAGGAUGAUCACAAUGCUCUUUUUGAAGUUUCUGUGCCAAAGAAAGGGAUUCAAGUAUUCAGCAGCGUGGUUACCCCUAAUCUAGCUCUUGCUAUUGGACAUAAUCAUGUCAUUGCUUUGGAGGGAAAUGAAACUCUGUGUGAAUUGACGAUACAUCCUAAGACAAAUUAUUCUGUUAUACUGGAGUCUGUUCAGAUUCCGGGACAAAUAAUCGCAUUUAACAGUGAAGGAAAGCCUGUUGUGGCACCGUCAAAAGAAAAUCCAGAAAUUAUCAAGGACUUUAUUGUUCACGUUAUGAAUGCAUUCGAGGAUGGUGCAGUGCUUCUGCUGAAUACUAGUCUUUACCAGAGUCUUUGUAUCACUACCAAAGGAGCCUGCCUCGGAACAGGAAAACAAUUUAAAAUAUCUUAUUUGUUGUUGCACAAAGUCAGCCCAACGGUUUACAUGUUUGAGAGUGUACAGAAACCAUUCAAAUUCAUACAAAUGAAAAAUGGUAAAUGUGAUGGACAGGGCAUAGGAGAUGAGUUCUGUCAAUUUCGGGUCCAAAGAAAUUUAGAAAAUGCAACUAUAAGCCUCGAGUCUGUGAUGAGCCCAGGAAUGUAUCUUGGUCUUCUCCCAGAUGGCAACACAAGACCAUUUGAAUCUUCUGAAGGAAUCCAUACCAUGUUCUACCCCCAGGCAAUUAACAGGAUUGAUGGACCAACAGAUUUUAUUUAUUUGCGUUACUUCAAUGAACGUUUAUUUCAUUCUUAUUUCAUGUGUACACUGUACUACAACAGAUUUUCCAGUGAACCCAGUGAAUUAAAGGAAGCUAAUGAAAGGAAAUUGAGCCCCACAGUGGCAAAGGAGAAGCAAAUAAAAAGCAAAAGUUUGGGUGUCCUUUUGGAAAUUAAACAAGAGAAGUCAAAGAAAAAGACAUAUAUUCAUAGUUCCUUAAAUGAGGGGGCUUGGGGAUGCAUUUGGCUGAAAAUAUUUACGAACAAUAUGCUUUUAAUGUUCCUUUUGAUAGGAAUUUCUCCUGACACAUGGAAAGUGGUGACACAGGCAGGUGAGGCUGGCACUAAAGCCCAAGUUUCCAUGUGGGUAUGUGGCGACAAAUCUACGGCAGGACCAAUAAUUCUUAAAGAAAGCAACAAUACAAAUCCUUUUAUUUCAAAUCAAACUGAUGAGUUUCAGGUAACUUUAAUACAUCGCUCAAAUAGUUUUUUUAUUUCUUUCAAUCUUCAGAUCAAUUUCAAAAAUGUUGGCCGGGUCUUUAAAAUCCGCAUUGCACAUGAUGGUUCAAGCAACCAGUCGGACUUGAAGCUGAACAAGGUAUGGAUGGAACAUUUAGAAAAUGGACACAUUUUAAAAUUUGAGGCAGACAGAUGGUUAUCAUUUCAUCAUGAUGAUGGAGAAAUUUUACGUGAAUUCCCUGUCAUACGGGAAGAUACAGGCAAGCCAAUUUAUCCAGUAAUGAAAUACCAAGUACGUAUACAUACUGAACAUUUGGAAAAUGAUGAUUCAUAUCUUCCCAUCUACAUCUGCAUCUAUGGGAAAAGAGGAGACACUGGACUCCGUUAUCUAUACACAUUUGAUCACUCUGCCAAAUUGGAACAUGGACAGGUAUGUUUGUGGCCAGAUCAUAAGGUGGACAUGUUAAUGAUUGGAUUUUUCCAAUUGGAAGCUGUGUCCUUGGGUGAGCUGCAGAAAGUGCUCCUGCACACUGAAGCCAAUGACAAACAACCUUGGUUUUGUGAACAAGUGGUCAUUAAAGAGCAGGAUAACAAUCAAUUAGAAUAUGUCUUCAACUGUAACAGGUGGUUUCCAUAUACCUUAAUGGAUGUUUUGCAUACAGAUAUUAUGAUCCCACUUUCUGAAAUUCAUGAAGAAAUGGAUUCUAGCCCACUUGAAAUUGAACAAGAAAUUCAUGAAGAAACGGAUUCUAACCCCUCUGAAAUUGAACAAGAUGUUCGUGAAGAAAUGGAUUCUGGCCCCCCUGAAAUUGAACAAGUCAAAAGUCGAAUCUCUUAUAUGAGUAAUGAUAUUCUGCUGCAAGUAGUGAGCGCUGUGAAGAGCAGUCCAGUGUAUUCAUUGCAACUGGACGAGUCAAAAGAUGUUGCCUCAUGUUCCCAACUACUAGUCUACGUUUGUUACCUCGACGGAGAAGUCAUGAAGGAGGAGGACCUGUUCUCUGAGCCAUUGGCCACUACCACUCGGGGAGAAGAUGUGUUCAGAAUGCUGGAAGCCCUCAUCAAACAUGAGCUUGGCUGGGAACGAUUUGUCAGGGUGGAAAUUCAUGAAGAAACGGAUUCCAGCCCCCCUGAAAUUGAACAAGAAAUUCGUGAAGAAAAGGUUUCUAGCCCCCCUGAAAUUACUCAAGGAGAUAAGUGGGAGGUGUUAGUCACUACUGGAAAUUUCAAAAGCGCUGGGACCGAAGCUACUGUCAUCAUGCAUAUCUAUGGGGACAAAGGAACGUCAGGCCCAAUUGUCUUAGGCACUGGAACGCAUCAGCUAUUCAAACCACAAAAUACGGAUGUAUUUCAGAUUAAUCCAACUGAUGUUGGGGAGCUAUAUAAAAUUCGUAUCGGCCAUGACAAUGUUGGAGAGAAACCAGGCUGGUUUGUGGAUGAUAUAAAAAUGAAAGAAGUAAAAACCGGACGGAUUAUCAGUAUUCCUGUCAACCGUUGGCUUGACGAGACUCAAGAUGAUGAAGAUGUGUGGAGGGAAUUUCCUAUAAGCAAACCAGGAGAAAAGCCACUUCCGGUACUGCUUUAUUAUGUUCACGUGUUCACCGGUGACAAACCUGAAGCAGACACCGAUGAUGAUGUUUUCAUCAACAUAUUUGGUGAAAGAGGAGACACAGGCAAACGGAAACUACAUAAGUCGCAAAACAGUCAAAUAAAAUUUCAAAAAGAGCAGAUAGAUACCUUCAUUCUUGAGGCAGUUUCUGUUGGAAUACUUAAAAAGAUUGUAAUUGGACAUGAUGGUGUGAAAGCAGGUACGGUGUAAUCGAUUUAGCUACAUUUGAACUCCUAGUCAAUAUGCAGAGGAAAAUCACAGGGACAAGAGCCUAGUUCUAAUAGUUAUUUAUAUGCAAGCUUAUGCAACCAAGCAACUGCUGUUUUGCAGAAUGCUACUUUUACGAAUAGUAACACAAUUUGCU